AUGUCCGAGAACACAAAACCUCGUAAAAGACUUAUCGUCAAGCUCAGUUAUCCUCCUGGUUCUAGAAAACGUGAUUCAGAUUCUUGUGGCACAGAUGAAAACAAGAGAAGGAAGAUUCAAGAUUCUGUAAGACCAACCGUAACAUGUUAUUGGGUUGAUUCUAAUUAUCGUACAAAAACAACACCUUUGUCUCAACCAAAGGACAAUAACAUUGCUGUUGAAAACAAGAACCAAGUUUCCAACACACUUAUGUCUCAACCAAAGGAUAGUAACAUUAUUGUUGAAAACAAGGAGAUGAUCGAGAACCAAGUUUCCAACACAGUUAUGUCUCAACCAAAGGAUAGUAACAUUGCUGUUGAAAACAAGAAGAUGAUCAAGAACCAAGUUACCAACACAGUUAUGUCUCAACCAAAGGCUGUUGAAAACAAGAAGAUGAUCAAGAACCAAUUUUCAAAAACAGAAAUAGAUUUUAAUGGUCAGAAGGAAAGUUCAAGACUUUGUACGAAAACGGCCUCAGUCACAAGACCUGAAUUAGGAUAUGAGAUGGCGAUUUCUCAUAUUUAG
Vicia faba (fava bean) is the source of this 564-nucleotide messenger RNA. The record is from the annotation of a GenBank genome assembly. NCBI's taxonomy places the organism in Eukaryota, Viridiplantae, Streptophyta, Magnoliopsida, Fabales, Fabaceae.